Molecule: messenger RNA, 447 nt
Organism: Paraphaeosphaeria sporulosa
Lineage: Eukaryota; Fungi; Ascomycota; Dothideomycetes; Pleosporales; Didymosphaeriaceae
Exons: 1
Coding region: 1-447 (148 amino acids)
Source: RefSeq, a predicted model, not a curated record
AUGGAAAACCCAGGCACUCGGAAAUGUGUCAGCUGUUAUCUGAGCAAAGCAGCAGGCAAUUACCUUAGAUCAAUAUGCAAUACAUGCUUCGAAAGUGGUAUGACUUGCGAUUAUGACUUCCAAAGACACAUCCCGCAGAACGUAUAUGAGGGAAACCUAAAUCCUACGGACUAUUCUUCAGCAUGGGCGUGGAGGGAAGCCAAAUCCGACGAAAAGAACAGAGCAUCGAGAGCGUUACUUGACGAAGGCGAGGACAACGAGGACGACGAAGACGAUGAUGGAGAUGUUGGAAUAACCGAAAUUACACAGAGCAUGCAAAGCACUUCCUUAAGUGCAUCGGGAGGCCCGUACCGUAGACGGAGAAUUGUACCCCAUAUCGGCGAGUCAAUGGCCAAUCCAAAGAGAAGGGUUAUAUACAGCAAUCGAAAAGAAAUGGAUGCAUUCUAG